AUGGGAAAAGGUAAAAAUAAGAUGCACGAACCCAAAAAUGGAAGACCACAGAGAGGCGCUAAUGGGCACAGUUCCAGGCAAAACCAUAGGCGCAUGGAAAUGAAGUACGAUAAUUCAGAAAAAAUGAAGUUUCCUGUUAAACUGGCUAUGUGGGAUUUUGAUCAUUGCGAUCCAAAGAGAUGCAGUGGUAAAAAACUUGAAAGGUUGGGCUUAAUUAAAUCAUUGAGAGUUGGACAGAAAUUUCAAGGUAUUGUCGUUUCGCCAAACGGCAAAGGUGUUGUUUGCCCUGAUGAUCUAGAAAUUGUCGAACAACACGGCGCUUCGGUGGUCGAGUGUUCUUGGGCACGUUUAGAAGAGGUACCCUUCAAUAAAAUAGGCGGUAAGCACGAAAGGCUGCUGCCGUAUUUAGUGGCCGCUAAUCAAGUAAAUUACGGGAGACCAUGGAGGCUCAAUUGCGUUGAGGCAUUAGCGGCUUGUUUUGCUAUCGUCGGGAGAAUGGAUUGGGCCAGUGAAUUGUUAUCACACUUCUCGUGGGGAAUGGGAUUUUUAGAAUUAAACAAAGAAUUGCUUGAAAUCUAUCAGCAGUGCACUGACUGCGACUCUGUAAAGAGGGCUGAAGAGGAAUGGUUGCAAAAAUUAGAAAAGGAAACUCAAGAACGAAAAUCCCGAGCUAAAGAAGAAGAUAUAUGGAUGAUGGGUAACAUAAAUAGAAGGGGUAAUGGUUCGCAAUCUGACACAUCAGAGAGUGAGGAAAACUCAGAACAAUCUGAUUUGGAAGGCAAUAAUCAAUGUAUUGAAUAUGACUCUUUAGGUAAUGCUAUUCGUAUAGAUAACAUGAAAAGCAGGGAAGCGCAAUCUGAGGAAUCAGAAGACGAGGAAAGUGGUUCAAAAGAAAAUGGAGAGCCUUUAAGUUAUGACCCCUUAGGCAAUUUAAUUCGAUAG
Molecule: messenger RNA, 942 nt
Organism: Saccharomyces cerevisiae S288C
Lineage: Eukaryota; Fungi; Ascomycota; Saccharomycetes; Saccharomycetales; Saccharomycetaceae
Gene: TSR3
Product: ribosome biogenesis protein TSR3
Exons: 1
Coding region: 1-942 (313 amino acids)
Biological process (GO): enzyme-directed rRNA pseudouridine synthesis; rRNA processing
Cellular component (GO): nucleus; cytoplasm
Molecular function (GO): rRNA small subunit aminocarboxypropyltransferase activity; transferase activity; S-adenosyl-L-methionine binding
Source: RefSeq, marked reviewed